This is a messenger RNA of Eriocheir sinensis (Chinese mitten crab), 4082 nucleotides long. RefSeq names its product ras-related protein Rab-2 (gene Rab2). The record is from RefSeq and is a predicted model, not a curated record. Lineage: Eukaryota; Metazoa; Arthropoda; Malacostraca; Decapoda; Varunidae. The transcript has 5 exons. Gene Ontology annotation, molecular function: GTP binding; GTPase activity. The coding region runs from base 115 to 756 and encodes 213 amino acids. Gene Ontology annotation, cellular component: Golgi apparatus.
UUGGCCCGUGAGUGGUGUCCGGAGGGGUGCGCCGCGUGUCUGGCAGCAGUGGGCGUGUCUCAUCAGCUGGCCCUGAGUGUUAUUGUCACGUCACAGUCUCGCCGCGCCUCCGCCAUGUCCUACGCCUAUUUAUUCAAGUACAUCAUCAUCGGAGACACUGGUGUGGGGAAGUCAUGUCUCCUGCUACAGUUCACGGACAAGAGGUUCCAGCCAGUGCACGACCUCACCAUCGGGGUGGAGUUUGGUGCCCGCAUGAUCACCAUUGACAACAAGCAGAUCAAGCUUCAGAUUUGGGACACAGCUGGCCAAGAGGCAUUCAGGUCCAUCACAAGGUCAUACUACCGUGGAGCAGCCGGCGCCCUUCUGGUCUAUGACAUCACCAGGCGGGAAACCUUCAACCACCUCACGCAGUGGCUAGAAGAUGCUCGCCAGCACUCCAACUCCAACAUGGUCAUCAUGCUGAUUGGAAACAAGAGUGAUCUUGACUCACGGCGAGAGGUAAAGCGAGAAGAGGGCGAAGCCUUUGCGCGGGAGCACGGGCUGGUGUUCAUGGAGACCUCCGCCAAGACCGCCGCCAACGUAGAGGAAGCUUUCAUCAACACUGCCAGGGAAAUCUACGAGAAGAUCCAGGAGGGGGUGUUUGACGUCCACAAUGAGGCUAACGGCAUCAAGAUUGGGCCCCAGCACUCCCCCGGAGGAGCCGGCCUCACCAACAACCAGGGAGCCGCUGGCGGUCAAGGUGGCGGCUGCUGUUAAUCCCCGACCAAUCCCUACAACUCAGAGGUGGAAGGUGUGGCUGGCCAGAUGGGUGAAGGGGUGGACAGGUGGCUUGCUGUGCUCAGUGGUCUGGGGCUGUCCCACUAUGUGGAAAGGAUUGCAGAGGCUGCCCUGCUCCACCCUGCCACCCAGCUCCCUUGGCAACUAAUCAAUCUGACGGGCGCGCUGAGCGGGCCUCAUGAAGGCACUGAGGGCGGGUGAGGGCAGGGUGCAGGGACUUCAGGUCUGUUGCAACAGCUCAAAAUUUUUGCUGUAGGGAUGUGGUGGAAUUUAUAUAUUUUGUUGGAAGUUUUCAUGAAGCUGAGUUGCUGUUAAAACUAUAGGGAGUGUGUGUAGCAGUGUGUAUAUUGAUGUAUAUUUUGAUUGAAAUGUUUGUUUAUUUCAUAUUGAUUUUCCAUUAAUGUAUGCAGAUACAUAUUUUAGCAUUACAUUAUUUAAUAUUAGAUUUUAGAUCUGCUGAUGCUUAGGAAACUGCAUAUAGAAGAUUAUAAUUUAACUUUAGACCACUGUCCCCUCCCAACACAGCCCAGGAGGCAAUGCUGUCCACACCCGGCUGCCUGGCUGCUUGUGUAUAAUCACUAUCACCCUUAUACAGAACAAGGUCCUCAAAAUGGGAGCAAAAUUAUUCUUGACAUACUUUUUAUACAUCCAGUUUAAGUGAAAGAAACGUUGGUUCUUCCACAUGCCUCAUUCUGCUUCCCCCAGCAUUUUCCUCUUUUUGACAUUACAGCAAUUAGCUAGUGUCUAGACACUCUCCUUAGUGUGCUGAGGUUCCCACAGUAGUGACUCCUGCAUGUGUGGCUCAGCAGCUUGUUGACUCGUGCCCCUCAUAGUUUUCACACACUGGCUGGGCGACUCUCGGCUCACACUCACAUGGCACAACCUUGACAGUGCUGAUGAAAGGAAGUAGCAUGUGUUCUGUUACGUUGGAUAAGCUUUUAAAGGAUUGUGUUGUGUGAAAACUCUGAAUAUUGUUCUUUCAUGAGUGAGUUCCACCUUGGUAAAGACUGAUUGUCUGGUGUGUGUGUGUGUGUGUGUGUGUGUGUGUGUGUCCAUGCACUGAUAUGAUAAUCAUGGUAGUCUUCACCAGCUGCCAGCUGAUCCACAGAGCUGAGUGUUGAUAAAUGGACAGCCUAGCAUGAGAUCACCCAAGAUUCACAGUUUAUCAUCAUCUUCCACCCGACAGUGUAUCAAUGUUGAAUUAUUGAGUUAUUUUGCAGCAUGCUCUAAGCUGAAGAGGCAUUGAAAAUAGAUAUUAUGUUGGUUCAGUGCGGAAUCCUUGACCUUGUGAUCACGGUCUCGGUUCAACUGUAACCAUUCCACUGCUCAACCCAACAACAGUGGCUGGCUGUGGUCUGUACUUAGUAGGACUUCACACACACCUUGGAUGUGCUUUGGUACCAUUCUAACUUAGCUCCACAGUUCAUUAAGUAUUCCACAGCCUAUUACUUUUGUAGGUAAUCCGAUACUAUAAGAAUGUGGUGUUGGCAGGGAAGUGUUUUGACAGGGCUUGUGAGGGUUUUUGCAGAGUGAAUAAGUGUGUGUUAGUGGGUAUGAAUGGUUGCACUCACUUCACUUCCUGGGCUAUUACUACUGGCUAUUAAUUUAGGUCAUAAACUGAAACGUUUUUAGUGCACACUUGGCAUCACCUGGGCUUAACUAAAGCAUCGUCUGGUAACUACACCUAACUGCUUGUAAUAUCACAGAGGAGCUGACAGACUAAAGUAGGGAUAUCUGUUCUGAAAGUUGCACCAGGUUUGUGAUAGUUGCCAGGUGCUCUUCGUGAAGCCCAAUGUUUAUUUAAAUUUUUGUAUCCAGCUGUACACAAUGCUUAAAGAAGUAUCAGUAAUUUUCCUCUCAACGGCCAGUAAUAAUGGGUUAUAUCACCUUGUUUUUCCCGCUUUUGGUGGUAUCAGACAUUCCCAGGGCCAGCACCCAUCUUGCUUUUCCUUCUGCAUUGGUUUUCUUGUUUUUGGAGAUGAGCUCUAUUAGGUUGGAGCUAAUUUUUAUUUUUUUUAUACUACAGAUGGAUUUAUAGAAGCCAUAAUAAUGUUUUCUGUGUUGUUCUCUCACUCUGAAUGAUAAUAUUGGCAUUUCAUUGAACUGCGUAUAUAUAUUUAAGUCUUUGAACAAAGUGUGUGAAUGUGGUGGGUUUUUGCUAUCCUUAUGAAAUUAUAACAAGUACGUAGGUUGGGCCUUUUGUAAUUAACUCCCCUUUGCCUAACCUCUCUUUGAACCUGUAAACACCAAAGACAACCAUAGAUGCAGUUUUUACGUGGUAGAUGAGAGAUGUUAGAUCUGCAGAUAGUCUUGAUGGCCUUCAAUGGAAUAUCUUAUCAAACAUUAUACUACAUUUACCAUAGUAUACAGAAAAAUAUGUAAUGGAUAUAUUGAUCAUAUCUAUGUAGGAGGCUUAUAUAUUUUCUCACCACAGCCCUUGAGGACCAGCAAGAGACUGAUGUUUGAGUGUGAUGGUAUGACAUUCAUGACUCCUCGCAAUAGACUCGUCCUGCGUUAAGCUUGACACACACACAGUGGCAGGGAGACAGGCAGCACUCUUCAGUAACUGGUGGAUGUAGGGUGUGGCGUGACAUCAGCUCCCAUAGAUUAGAUGUAAGAGGAGACUUGCGGAAAUCAGGAGUGUUACAAAAGACUGACUGUUUUGUUUCUGGUACUUUGUGAAGAGGUUGGUCAUUGUAGCAUACAGUGAGAAAUCAAUUUUUUUUUUUCAGAUUAGAGAAAAGGGGAGUUAUGAGAUCAUGUAUUUUAUUCCUAUUUUUUUGUGAAGAGGUUGGUCAUUGUGGUGUGUAGUGAUAACCAUUUUUCCCCAGAUAAAAGAGAAAUUAGGAGUGUUACAAAAUACAUUAUUUUAUUCAUGGUACUUUGACUUGAGGUUGGUCAUUGUAGUGUAUAGUGAGGAAGCAGUUUUGCCAGAUCAUAUGAAAGGGAAAUCAAGAGUGUUACGGAAGACGUUAUUUUACACACGGUACUUUGUGAAGAGGUUGGUCAUUGUGACGUAAGUGAGGAAGCAGUUUUCCCGGAUUGGAGGAAAGAGAAGGCUUGCCAAAACCAAGAGUGUUCCUGAAGACAUCCAUGGCACUUUGUUGAGAGGUGGUCAUUUUACAAGUCGGACAGUGUAGCAUCGCCAGAGUUCUGGAUGUAUGUGAUGCAAGCCACACACUGUAACCAGCUUUUAGCAGGACAGUCUCAGAGAGAAGCCUCACACUUGCCCUUCCUUGAUCUGGUAUCACAGUCGGCUGCAGUUGUGUAUGAAUUUAUGUUAUUAAAAUGUCUAUGAAAUUACA